AUGGAGACUUCAAGUUCAAGUGGACAAUUGUUAUAUGGACCCGAAGACCCGUCCGUGCUAUAUCUGCAGAAAAAGCACCUAUCAAGUAAACUAUUGAAAGAUGGCACCACACAAGUUUUCAAAGUCCGUCGGACGGAAAGUAAGACUUGGGAUGUCGGCAUUCAUGAGAAUGUGAGGGAUUGGCUUGACGCCUUUGGUUUUAAAGGCGUGAUGGAUUGUGGGAAGUCGAUGAAGGUCGACAAUGAGCUGAUCACGGCUUUAAUUGAGCGUUGGAGGCCGGAGACGCACACUUUCCAUCUAUCGAUCAGAGAGGCGACGAUGACCUUGGAAGAUGUGCAAGCCAUUUGGGGCUUGAGAGCGGACGGUCGCGUUUUCACAGGGCGUGACCAUCAUGUUAGAUAUCCAGAUUGGCCUAGCAAGUGCCGCGAUUUGGUGGGAUGGAUACCGGAUGCAUCCACAGAUACAAAGCAAGGCGGGUUGCUGAUGACCGCUCUGAUCAACCAGACGAGGAUGCCUUUGGGUGAUGACCUGCCUACAUACGUAUACAUCCAAAGGGCUCGUAUCCAUGCCCUAAUUUUGUUAGGAGGUCUCAUUCUACCAGACACCACGGGGUGUAAGGUUCCUUUUAUGUGGUUGAAUGCGUUUGAGGAUCCGGACGAGGUGCAGAAUAUUAGUUGGGGAAGUGCCGCUUUGUCCUACCUUUAUCAUUAUCUGUGCGAGGCUUCCAUGGAUAAGAGGAAAGAGUUGGGCGGGCCUAUGAUUCUUCUGCAGCUAUGGGCGUGGGAAAGAAUGCCCACACUGAGGCCUGCGUUCAUAGGAGCAGUCGUGCACCAACCAUAUACCCCAUGUGGCGCCAGGUGGAAAGGAACAACGCACAUAGGAAAUGAUCCCAGAUACUCGGUUGAGCAUUAUCGUGAUCAAAUAUCCCUGCUUAGGCCCGACCAGUUUAUGUGGACGCCUUAUGCGCAUUGCAUACUGCCUGACGACUGCAGUGAUGCAAAUGGAUGCUCCUUGUGCGACACGUACUUGGUGUGUUGGGCCUAUGUCGAGGCACACGAGGCUGGAUGA
Messenger RNA from Salvia splendens (bonfire salvia), 1068 nucleotides. Its product is annotated as serine/threonine-protein phosphatase 7 long form homolog. The coding region runs from base 1 to 1068 and encodes 355 amino acids. Gene Ontology annotation, biological process: meristem maintenance; meristem development. The transcript is spliced from 3 exons. The record is from RefSeq and is a predicted model, not a curated record. NCBI's taxonomy places the organism in Eukaryota, Viridiplantae, Streptophyta, Magnoliopsida, Lamiales, Lamiaceae.